Molecule: messenger RNA, 1774 nt
Organism: Hibiscus syriacus
Lineage: Eukaryota; Viridiplantae; Streptophyta; Magnoliopsida; Malvales; Malvaceae
Product: protein kinase PVPK-1-like
Exons: 2
Coding region: 411-1274 (287 amino acids)
Biological process (GO): protein phosphorylation
Cellular component (GO): plasma membrane; nucleus; cytoplasm
Molecular function (GO): ATP binding; protein serine/threonine kinase activity
Source: RefSeq, a predicted model, not a curated record
CUUGUUCCAUUAAACAAUGGAAGAUAUUUAUUUUCUCUUCUUUUUUCUCUGCUCUUUCUUGCUUGGAUCUGAUCUGAAAUAGCUUAAACAUAUUAACAAGGCAAAAUCCAAAGCUGUUUCGCUUUUCUCUGAAGACAAAUAGCUCCUUAUUUUCUGGUUUUUCAUCCCAUGAAAGAUUUCACCUUGCCCUCCAUUGCUUUUGCUGCUCUAUGAUCAGGUAGCUUGGUUUUGACCACUUUAAAGCUUUGGGUUCUUUUCUUUUUGCUUUGUUGGUUAUGUUUUUGUAUUCAUGCAUUGAAAAAUUGAUUUAUUGGUUUCCACAACUUGAAGAUUUUAUAAUCAAUGGCUUUAUCAUAAGAGUUACGAGCGAGUUUGGUUUGUCAUUGGUUGGUGUUUGUUGAAUUGUCUCGAUGGAAUCACUUGUGAAUUCUUCAUCAAAGAAUCAAAACUCAGGUCCUUCACCAUCCCAUUUACCUAAUCUCAGGAAUGGUGUUAGGAUCAUUCGACAUCCAAAUGGUUCCAUAGGGUAUCAAAAACAUCCACACAUGCACAAGAAUCAUGAAGAAUUGCCUACAAUGGAAAAACAAUAUUACGAUUCAAGCAAAUGGAAAUCUGAAUCAAUGGCCAAAAUCGAGGUUCUUAUUGCUAACCGGAUGAAGAACUUGGCACUGGAAAACAAAUCUUCUUCAUCCAAGCAUCCCAUGGAUGAUACUGUAUCUCAAUCAGAAUCAAGCUUUUGUCAAAGUCCUUCAACUAACACGUCCAAUGGCAAACCGAGUUUCACCAACACUGUGGUUAGUGAAAAUGGAGGUUGCAGUGGUGAAGUGAGUAGGAAAACACGCAUUCCAAGAGGGAGCACUGGGAGUGAUUUCAGUGAUGAGAGCAGUUCUAGUUGUUUAAGCAAUGCCAUUUACAAGCCUCAUAAAGCAAAUGAUGUAAGAUGGGAAGCAAUUCAAGCUGUGAGAUCAAUGAAAGGGGAUUUGGACUUUAAGCACUUUAGGGUGUUGAGGAGAUUGGGAUGUGAGGAUAUCGGCAAUGUUUAUCUCUCUGAAUUGACUGGCACCAGGACUUAUUUCGCCACGAAAGUUAUGGAUAACGCUCUUUUGGCGAGUAGGAAGAAACUUCUCAGAGCACAGACUGAGAGAGAGAUUCUUCAAUCACUGGAUAAUCCAUUUUUGCCAACUUUGUAUACUCAGUUUGAGACUGAGAAGCUUUCUUGCUUGGUUAUGGAGUUUUGCCCUGGUGGAGACUUGCAUGCUCUCAGGCAAAGAUAACCUGGAAAGUACUUCUCAGAACAAGCUGCCAGAUUUCAUGUGGCAGAAGUUCUCCUUGCUCUGGAUUAUCUUCACAUGCUUGGGAUCAUUUACAGAGACCUUAAGCCUGAGAAUGUUUUGAUAAGAGAAGAUGGUCACAUAAUGCUCUCGGAUUUUGACCUCUCACUUCGAUGUUCCGUCUCUCCAACUCUCGUCAAAUCUUCAAACUCAAACCUGGAAUAAAUAAAAAAAUCGGCAUACUAUACUCAACCUGCAUGCAUUGAACCAACUUGUGUAAUGCAGCCUUAUGUAUCCAACCUGCAUGUUUUGGACCCCGGUUUUUUUUAAGCAAAGGCAAAGAAAGACAAGAAGAGCAAAGUAAAGAGCGAAAUGAAUCAUCAUGUGACCCGAGCUCAUUACAGAACCUACCAAUGCUCGGUUGAUGUUGUUCACGGUGUCACAACCGUCUUUCGGGUGGGUCCGGAAUUAGACUUCGACUUAAAAAAAAUGAGUUAGAGUCG